AUGUUCAACACAGCCCUCCCAUCGUUUAUUCUCCUACUUGGCAUCCUCACAUUAGAGACGCUGGCCGCUGCACUGCCAACUGACUCACGCCGUGCACUCACGAAAAGGGAUUGGUAUAGUCCAGAAUACACAUGGAUCUUUGAAUAUCCUCUGCCCAUCCCUCCUACAGCAAACGUCAAGACAACGUGGACCAACGCCACUGCUGGAGCCACCAUCGAUUACUACGAAGUCACAAUCAAGCCUUUUGAGCAACAAAUAUACCCAAAUCUCAAAGCGACCCCACUUGUUGGAUACGAUGGGACGUCUCCAGGUCCAACAUUCCAAAUGCGGAAAGGCAGAGAGGCUGUCGUCAGAUUCAGCAACAAUGCGGAUGUUGAAAAUUCGGUUCAUGUCCACGGCCAGUACGACCGCUCGCCUUUUGAUGGAUGGGCAGCGGACACAACGAAGCCAGGCGAGUACAAGGACUACUAUUAUCCUAACGGACAGAACGCGAGGACCCUGUGGUACCAUGACCAUGCGGAGUAUAUCACUGCAGACAAUGCCUAUAAGGGGCAAGAAGGCGUCUACAUCAUUAGUGAUGAUGAGGAAGACUCUCUUGGACUCCCCAGUGGAAACUACGACGUUCCUUUGGCAAUAACGGCCAAGUACUACAACUACGAUGGCACAUUGAAUUUCGAGUCGUUUGACCAAGCCGGCCUCUGGGGCGAUAUCAUUCACGUUAAUGGUCAGCCGUGGCCGUAUCUUAACGUUGAACCUCGAAAAUACCGGCUCCGACUUCUAGACGCUUCACUCAGUCGAACAUAUAUACUCUCCCUCGGCGUCGAUGGAGACAACAAAAACGUUACCUUCCAAGUCAUAUCUUCUGACUCCGGUCUCCUCGGGUACCCUGUCAGCACAGAUGAUCUAGAGAUAUCCCCAGGAGAGCGGUACGACCUCGUCGUAGACUUCAGCCCUUACGCUGGCAAGAACAUCACUCUCAACAACGGCGUCGGCAUUUCGGAGAUUGUAGACUACCCAGCCACUGACAAGGUUAUGCGAUUUGUAGUUGGCAACGAAGUCUCCAGCCAAGCGAACAAUGGCGAUGUUCCAUCGACUCUCCGGCGGGUGCCAUUUCCUCCAAAAGACUUGAGCAAAGCGGACAAGGAUUUCAAAUUCGAGCGGGACGGCGACGCCUGGAAGAUCAAUGGCGUCGGAUUUGCCGACAUCGAACACCGCAUCAUUGCCAAACCGGCACGCGGGUCUGUGGAGGUGUGGAAUCUGCAUAACAGUGGAGGAGCGGGGACCCAUCCGGUGCAUAUCCAUCUCAUCGACUUCCAGAUCCUGUCACGAACCGAAGGCCGUGGAAAGGUUCUGCCUUAUGAAGCAGCGGGGUUGAAGGACGUGGUGUAUCUGGCUGCUGGCGAGACCGCUCAGGUCGUCGCUUGGUACGCGCCAUGGGACGGCGUGUACAUGUUCCAUUGCCACAACCUCAUUCACGAGGACCAUGACAUGCUAGUUGGGUUCAACGUCACUCAACUCGGCAAUUGGGGCUACGAUAACUCCACUCAUUUCAUCGACCCUAUGGAGCCUGAAUUCAGACCCAAGCCUCAGGAUCCGGCAGCCUACUCUGAGGAUGCCAUCCAAGAGAAGCUUGCGUGGUUCUAUAGCACCGACGCUUAUGAUGAGUCGAACCAACCCCCUCAUCGUCGAGUGGCUAUCAAUUACUAGCUUGGCUACCAAUGGUGACGUCCAAAUAUGAGGUUGAGGGGUUGGAACGCUCGUGAGCGUAUAAUGGUGGAGGUUGAGGGGAAAAGCCGACCUGAGCGAGCGGACCACUUUGUGUAGAAAGUGAGAAGAGGGACCUCAAAUCUUGAAUUGUUACUUUAUGUUUGUUUCUGGAAGCCCUUUGCCACAUUUGCUUCCAUCAGUUAUGUGGCUGGUGGUCAAAGCACGUCAUGGAUCUGUUUUGUUCCUCGGAAUUGGAUGGACCUUAAUAUCGACAGUGGGUAAUCGCAUCUUUCGGUAGUAGACUUAUGGCAUUAGCAUUCUUACAAUUUAUAUUGGAGUUGAACAUAGAUAUGGUAACCCUGAGUUUUACCGCUUGCUCAAAAUA
Mytilinidion resinicola is the source of this 2092-nucleotide messenger RNA. Its product is annotated as Cupredoxin. Lineage: Eukaryota; Fungi; Ascomycota; Dothideomycetes; Mytilinidiales; Mytilinidiaceae. Bases 1 to 1707 code for a protein of 568 amino acids. Gene Ontology annotation, molecular function: oxidoreductase activity; copper ion binding. The transcript has 11 exons. The record is from RefSeq and is a predicted model, not a curated record.